AUGGCAAAGAGACCUUUAGGUCCCGGUCCAGGUGCGUACGCCUUACCACCAACAGUAGGGUACAUCAACCACGACCCAUCGCGAUACCGCAAUCCCAUGUACUCCCUGGGCGCGGCAGUGGGAUUCCGCACAGCUGCCCUCGGCCCCGGCCCAGCGUACCGUAUUGAGCGGGUCACGAAGGAAGGUGUCAUGACGUCGCCGGCGUGGAGUUUUGGUGCUAGGCUCGCGACACGCAGUUCGUUACGAACUCCAGGGCCUGGUGCUCAUGCGCCAGAGCGUUGUCCAAACGGACCACGAGCUCCUGAGUACUCUUUGGGCGCCCGGCCAAAUUUAGGGCAACGCCGUAUCGGACCAGCCCCAAACGCCUAUGCAAUACGUAUGGGCCCCGACACACCUGCGUACACCAUGGCCGCGCGUUUAGGAGUUGCUAAUCCCACUCGCUCGCCUGGACCGGCUGUUUACUUCCAAAAGGAUGCUGACGUGUACCGGACGAGGCCACCUUGCUAUUCGCUGGGAGCUCGUCUGGUCGGCGCAGGCAAGGCCACUCGCUCACCCGGCCCAGCUUCGUAUCCUCCCAACUUAUAUAACACUAAGAAGAAUCCGUACGCAUUCUCUUUUGGCACGAAACACAACGAGUACUCCCCUCCCAUGAUUAUCAAAGAAGACACUAUGGACUGUUUAUAA
Messenger RNA from Parnassius mnemosyne (clouded apollo), 684 nucleotides. The record is from the annotation of a GenBank genome assembly. NCBI's taxonomy places the organism in Eukaryota, Metazoa, Arthropoda, Insecta, Lepidoptera, Papilionidae.